This is a messenger RNA of Suncus etruscus (white-toothed pygmy shrew), 957 nucleotides long. RefSeq names its product olfactory receptor 51I1-like. The record is from RefSeq and is a predicted model, not a curated record. Gene Ontology annotation, cellular component: membrane. Gene Ontology annotation, molecular function: olfactory receptor activity; G protein-coupled receptor activity. Lineage: Eukaryota; Metazoa; Chordata; Mammalia; Eulipotyphla; Soricidae. The transcript has a single exon. The coding region runs from base 1 to 957 and encodes 318 amino acids. Gene Ontology annotation, biological process: G protein-coupled receptor signaling pathway.
AUGUUGGAUUUUAAUAACACUAUUAUGAAUAGACCAACCUUUUCCUUCAUUGGUAUUCCUGGUCUAGAGACUGCACAUAUGUGGAUAUCCAUUCCCUUCUUCCUCUUGUACCUUGCAGCUCUUAUGGGUAAUGCACUUCUACUUAUCCUAGUUAGAGCAGAGCAGAAUCUUCAUGAACCUCAGUUUUAUCUUUUAGCUAUGCUUGCCCUUACUGACCUUGGUCUUUCGUUAUCCACAAUGCCUAGUGUUUUGGCUAUUUUCUGGUUUGAUGUCCGCCAUGUCGGUUUGGAUGCAUGUCUAACCCAAAUGUUCUUCAUACAUACUCUAUCCUCUGUAGAAUCAGGUGUUCUGGUGGCUAUGGCUUUUGAUCGUUUGGUAGCUAUCUGUGCUCCACUAAACUACAACAAGAUCCUAACCCAUUAUACAGUUGCCUGCCUCAGUGGAGCUGCCCUUCUUAGAGGAGCCACUUUACUUGCUCCUCUCCCAUUUUUCCUCAGAACGUUUCCUUUCUGUGGGUCCAAUAUCCUCUCACACUCUUACUGCUACUACCCAGAUAUGCUGAACCUGGCCUGUGGAGAUGUGACUUUUAGCAGUGCCUAUGGGUUGGCUUUUGUAAUAUGCACAUUUGCAGUGGAUGCAGUCUUCAUCCUAGCUUCAUACAUGAAGAUCUUGGGCACAAUAAUGAAGCUGGAGACACAAGAAAGAAAUUGGAAAUCACUGCAUACCUGUGCUUGUCACCUAUGUACAGUGCUUGUGUUUUACUUGCCCCUCAUCAGCUUAUCAGUGCUGCAUCGUUAUACCCAGGACACCUCCCCAGUUCUGUAUACCAGUAUGAGUAAUGCCUAUCUACUCAUGACACCACUGCUCAACCCUCUUGUCUACAGUCUCAAAUCCCGACAGAUCCAGUCAGCCCUACGCAAGCGAUUUUGGGUACAGCGUGUGAUUGCUGGAGAAUGA